This is a messenger RNA of Urocitellus parryii (Arctic ground squirrel), 1573 nucleotides long. The record is from RefSeq and is a predicted model, not a curated record. Lineage: Eukaryota; Metazoa; Chordata; Mammalia; Rodentia; Sciuridae.
AUGGAAGGGGGAAGCACCGCGGACGGCUGCCAGACGGCCCAGCCCGCUGGAUUUCAUUACCAGGGCCACCCCAACCCCCAACGUGACAGCUUCGCCGUGAGCGCUGCCUGGGCUCGGAAGGGCAUCGAGGAGUGGAUCGGGAGGCAGCGCUGCCCAGGUGGUGUCUCAGGACCCCGACAGCUGCGGUUGGCGGGCACCGUUGGUCGAGGCACCCGGGAGCUCGUGGGCGAGGUGCUCAGAGACGCGCUCAGCGAGGAGGAGGAGGAGGACUUCCGUCUAGAAGUGGCCCUGCCGCCCGAGAAGACCGACAGCCCAGGCCCRGGCCCAGGCCCAGGCGGCGGAGACGGGAAGAGGCUGGAGAGGGGGAGCGAAUCCUGCCCGGGCUCCAAGAAGCAGCUCAAGUUCGAAGAGCUACAGUGUGAUGUGUCCGUGGAGGAGGACAGCCGGCAGGAGUGGACCUUCACCCUGUAUGACUUUGACAACAAUGGCAAGGUCACCCGCGAGGACAUCACCAGCCUGCUGCACACCAUCUACGAGGUGGUCGACUCCUCCGUCAACCACUCCCCGGCCUCCAGCAAGACGCUGCGGGUGAAGCUCACCGUGGCCCCCGAUGGGAGCCAGAGCAAGAGGAACACCCUCCUCAGUCAAGCYGACCUGCAGAGCACCAGGCCCAGAGCAGAGACCAAGCCGGCCGAAGAGCUGCGGAGCUGGGAGAAGAGGCAGCGAGCGCCCCUCAGGUUCCAGGGUGACAGCCGCCCGGAGCAGGCCGGCUGCUACCACCAUUGCGUGGACGAGAACAUCGAGAGGAGAAACCACUACCUGGACCUGGCAGGGAUAGAGAACUACACAUCCCAGUUUGGGCCUGGCUCCCCGUCUGCGGUCCCGAAGUCAGAACUGCCCCCCCGCACCUGCAACCCCGCUCGGUCUCGCUCCCAYGAGCCAGAAGCCGUCCACGUCCCACACCGGAAGCCCCAAGGCGCGGACCCAGGCUCCUUCCACCUCCUGGACACCCCGUUCUCCAAGGUCUCCGAGCUCCAGCAGCGGCUCCGGGGCGCCCAGGAYGGGAGCAAGCACUUUGUGAGAUCCCCCAAGGCUCAGGGCAAGAGCGUGGGUGCGGGCCACGUGGCCAGAGGAGCAAGAAGCAAGCCCCCUCUGGCGCCUGCUGUCCCCGUGGUGUCCCCCUCGGCCCACCCGGCCACCAGUCCAGCCCUCCUCCCCACCCUGGCGCCCCUCGGGCACAAGAAGCACAAGCACCGAGCCAAGGAGAGCCAGCCGGGCUGCCGGGGCCUGCAGGCGCCGCUGGGCGCAGGCUCGGUCCUGGGGCGGGAGCACGUGAGGGAGCUGCCCGCYGUGGUGGUGUACGAGAGCCCGGCCGGGCAGGUCCAGAGACACGAGCACCACCACCACCACGAACAUCACCACCACUACCACCACUUCUACCAGACCUAGGCCCAGGCCCCUCCCCGAGGCGCGAUCCUAUUAAUUAUUGUUAUGAUGACGACGAUUGUUAUUAAUAAUUAUUGCUACUCCACUAAUAUCUAGCUAGCCUUCCUGUAGAAGAUCCAUGGAAACA